Alligator sinensis (Chinese alligator) is the source of this 1342-nucleotide messenger RNA. RefSeq names its product pituitary tumor-transforming gene 1 protein-interacting protein-like. Gene Ontology annotation, biological process: protein import into nucleus. Bases 105 to 431 code for a protein of 108 amino acids. The record is from RefSeq and is a predicted model, not a curated record. Lineage: Eukaryota; Metazoa; Chordata; Crocodylia; Alligatoridae. Gene Ontology annotation, cellular component: cytoplasm; nucleus. The transcript has 8 exons.
GCACCAUCCAUCUGGCCCCAGCAUGCUCUGAUUUCUCCAACAAAUCCUGUGAAGAAUGUCUAAGAAAUGUUUCGUGCCUUUGGUGUUACACACACAACACUUGUAUGGACUACCCUGUAAGGAGUAUUCUUCCAUCCUCUUCGCUGUGUCAUCUCUCAGCUGCUCGGUGGGGAGUUUGCUGGUUAAACUUUGAGGCCCUUAUCAUCGCCAUAGCCGUAAUAGCAGGACUCAUCCUAGUGUCCAUAAUUGCUUGCUGCUGUUACUGCUGCUACUGCAGAAAGUCUACUCGGGGACUAAGUGAAGAGGAAGAAAGAUUAGCCAGAGAUCGAGAAGAGAGACGACUGCAAUCUCUCCAACGGAAACAGGAAAGAAAAGUGAAACAUGAUGAAAUACGCAAGAAGUAUGGAAUUGAAAGCCAGCAAUGUACAUAAUGAACUUCAAGGAUGAAAACGGUGGCGUAGUCAGUUUUGAGGGGAAGUAAGCCGUCACUGAGAAAAGAGAGAAAAAGCAAUGUCUUCUUCAGGAUUCAGAUCAUCCUUACAGCAGAUUUGAGAAUGAGUAGAAACACCCACGGCUGUAAAAUUUAGGAUCCAGAAGAAGCAUGGCCUUUUAUUUUGCUUUUAAGAGGUCUUCAGGAUCAUUUCUUUUCCUCAAGUUUAAAAUUGUGAAAUUAAGUAUUCAUAAAUCUUUACUAAAAUAUGUAUUUUUAUCUGUCUAAUUUACCUUUUUAGCACUAAUUUUUAUGAAUCUUUUUGAUUCUUGAAAUAUUCACCAUGUUUGCUGUCUGUAAAUGUGAAAUGUCAACUUUCCUCUUUUUAUUUUUCCUUUAGGAAUCAGAUUUCUAAGGUUUAUCAUGUAUUGGAUUUGACACCUUAAGUUACUUUUCUCCAGAAAAAAAAUCUUUUGUUUCUAUGUUUAUAAAUAAAAUUUUUCUUCCUAAAUCUGUUUGUACAGAUAAGAGAUAGCAAGAGGAGAAGAACUGUUUGACACUGGAGAAAUAUGUGGUUAUUAUUGUUGGCAAGAAAUAAUUACAGUAGACCAAUUUUUCAAUACCAAAACAGUAUAUGAAAGUAAGUUUUAGACAAAGUAAAGAUGGCUAAUGUGUGAAGUUUCUUAUUAAGUAUAACUUGAUAUAGGAGUGAAAGUGUUGGUAUGUCAUCAGAGUACGCCCUUGAUAUGCAGAAAAAGCACUUCAUUAGCAGGACUGACAAAAAAAAUAUUUGUAAUGUGUGCAAAAUCUGAAUGUAUAUGUGUGUCUACGAUCGAGAGGAAAUAUCAGGCUGUGUAAACAUUUUGUGCUGUGAACAAAUCUCUACAUUAAAAUUACCAUCUAUUAAUAAGA